CCGCGCGCCAAGCGCACAAAGACAGGAAAGGCGCCGCGCGGGGCGGGGCUUGGCUCGAAAGAGGCGCACUUUGAAUGGCGUCCGGCGGAGCCAAUCCCCUCGCCCUGAAGUGAAGCCCUUCUGGGCCAAUGGGUGACGGGGAGGCAACGCUUCAGCGAAGGCGGGGCGUCUGGGAGGGGGCCCCGUGCGCCGUGUAAUGGAGGCUCAGUGCGCGAGCGGCCAUUGAGGAGGCAGGAGCUGCGUGUGUGUACCAAGGGAGGGGGUGGGGCGGCUGCUGGAGGAGUUCGAGCCCCAACUCUUGCCUCCAUUUGCGACAGCGGCGUCGGCUCGGCGGCGCGUCCCUCCCUCGCGGCGCGGGGGCCUCAGGGAGGGGGGAGAUGGAGAUGAAGAAGCGCAUCACGCUGGAGUUGAGGAAUCGGGCCCCGGAGAAGGUGACAGAGUUGGUGCUUGAUAACUGUCGAUCCAGCAAUGGUGAAAUUGAAGGCCUGAAUGAGUCAUUUAAAGAGCUAGAGUUUCUCAGCAUGGCCAAUGUAGAACUGACAUCACUGGCCAGACUCCCCACCUUAAGUAAGCUCCGAAAGUUGGAAUUGAGUGACAACAUCAUUUCAGGAGGCCUGGAAGUCCUGGCAGAAAAAUGUCCGAAUCUCACAUACCUAAAUCUAAGUGGCAACAAAAUCAAAGAUCUUAGCACUGUGGAAGCCCUUCAAAAUCUUAAAAACUUGAAGAGUCUCGACUUGUUCAAUUGUGAGAUCACAAACCUGGAGGAUUACAGAGAAAGCGUUUUUGAGCUGCUUCACCAAAUCACAUACCUAGAUGGAUUUGAUCAGGAAGAUAACGAGGCACCUGAUUCAGAAGAAGAGGAAGAUGAGGAAGGAGAUGAGGAUGAUGAUGAAGAUGAGGAUGAAGCUGGUCCACCAGGAGAGUAUGAAGAGGAUGAUGAUGAAGAUGAUGGAGGUUCAGAUUUGGGGGAGGGUGAAGAAGAGGAGGAGGAGGAAGUGGGCCUUUCAUAUCUGAUGAAGGAGGAGAUUCAGGAUGAAGAAGAUGAUGAUGACUAUGUUGAAGAAAGAGGUGAUGAGGAAGAAGCAGAGGGUGUCCAAGGGGAGAAGAGGAAACGAGAUCCUGAAGAUGAGGGCGAGGAAGAGGAUGAUUAAGUCACUAUCGAAAUAAAUAGGACCAGAGUCUUUAAGUUACAGAAUACGCAAUAGUGAUCAUGCAAAUCUGUAUGUCUCCAUGUACCAUAGAUGUCCUUACAGAAGAUAACAUGUUAACUUUUUAUAGGAAAGGUGUGGUUUUACUAUUUUUGCCCUUUUUAUCAUUCCAAAUAAGAUGUAAUAGCCUGGUAGUGAACAUAUGUAGAAAACAACUUUCAACCCUAUAAUCACUGAACCCAUUGUCAAGUUUUCCCCUAGAAUUUUAUUUGGACUUCUUUUGUUUUAUACAAGCUUGCAGUGUUUGUCAUUAUUAGUCCACAAUUAAAGACAGACUUUUACAUGGGUUUAGUAUGGUGAAUUUCAUUUAAGAUUUUAAAAUUGUAUGUAAACUGAAAUCAAAGAUGCUGUAAUGUGAUAAAGUCAACAGUCUAUUUCAAAUGAAAAGUUGGUUAAAACCAAUUGAGCUGACCACAGGUCCUACUUGGAAUCAACUUGAUUAUUUUAACUUUAAAAAAAAAAAAAGUGACCUGUGAAUUAUUUGGUGGUGGGGGAGCUUAUGCCCUCUUUUACUGUGUUAUUACUUAUGAGGAAGGCCUAAACAGGUUUAAGGCCUAGUUUUCCCUGUUUAUUCUGAAUAUCAACUGUGUUGGAGGACUUGUUGGAUAUGUUUGAGGAUGUAUAUUAGCUCUCAUGCUUUAAUUGAAGUGGAGGAGAUGUGGCAUCCUUAACAAAGGCUUGCUUUCUCCAAAAUGUUUAGUCAUUGAAGUUAUAUAGGUAUUUCAAACAAACUAAAAAACAAUCCAAAGUUUUUAACAGUCUAACCAAAACUCCCUUUCCCUCUUACUUGCUCAACUUUCACUCACUUGGCUCUUGUUAUGUUGUCAUUUCAUUAGUUCCCCAAUUAUCGUAGUCUUUGAGGUGAGACAGGACCUGAAUUUCUAAUGUAAAAACAAGCAGGUAUUCCCAUCAAACACACUUCUAAAUUUAAAAAAACCCCAACCUUUUAAAGCCUUUAUAAAGCAUAAAAAGGCAAAAAAUGAGUGUGAGAUCAAUUCUCUCAUCUUUGCAGGUCACUUUUAAAAUUUUUGUAUCGUUGCAGCUAAAUCAUUAAAGGCCCCAUUUCAACAGUAAAUAGUUCUUAGUUUUCUGUCUUGGAAAGCUGCGGCAACUUAUUCCACUUCACAUAGUCGGUUGCAAGUGCAGAAGAUGUGCAGGCCAGGCUUUUCUUUGGCAGACUGUUAAUUGUGACUGGCAGAUCUUAAAUUCUGCCCCAAUGGAUUAUCUCAUUUCCCAUUUGAGCCAAUGCAAAAUAGAAGUUCAGAGACACAGCACUCCUCUUUUGCAGUUGUAAUUUGGAUUUCAAACAGGCAUCUCAAUGCAACACUAACUUGCAUUGUUUCAAAUAGAUACUCAACCAAAUAUCACACACAGCUUUAUUCAAGAGACUCUAUUUUUUUAUUAUAUAUCUUUCUUGGCUGACAGUAACUGUGUUUAAACUGUGGAAAGAUACGUGGGGUAUUUCCUGGACCUGUAUAGUGGAGUCACCCAUAUAGCACAGUUACCUGUAAAUAUUUAAUAAGGCGUUUCACAUACUGGCAGACUUUAAGGCUAUGUCUACACCAUGAGUUAAGGGUGUGAUUUCCAGCUUGCAUACGCAUACUUGUGCUAGCUCUCAUUGAGCUAGCAUGAGUAUAAAUAGUAUUUAGCAUGGCUUAGCUGUGCUGAGUAUGUACCCAUAAGGUUCAGGUGGGUUUGUACUCGGCACUGCUAAACCAUAUUGUUACUGCCUGUGCUACUGUGGCUGAACUACUGAGAAUCACAGUCCUAGCUUGUAUAGACACAGCCUAAAUGUAAUGAUUCCUGAAUCAAGUUAAGACAAACCGCAUGAGCAAAGAAGUCCACAAAGCCCAAUUUCUUGGGGGGUUUUUUGUUUUUUUUUCUUAAUAGAGCCGUAAAUCAUAGUUCAUGUGGUUGUAAAGCAGAGCCAACUUUUAAAGACAUUUGAAUGGAAUGUAUGAGCCAGUUGGCAAAAGAUUUGGAAAUAUAUUGAUUAAAUGGGUUAAACUUUUAAAUGGAUAUCUAUAGAGACAUUAGAAAAGUAAUUGGUGAAACAACAUUAGCAACCACAAUCCAAGUUCCUAUGUUUGUUGUAUGAAUAUUAAAUGAAUUAAAAAUCUUAAUUAAGUGCACACCCCUUCUUUCAUCAUGGAGGCUCUGUGUUCAAAGCAGUUGCUUUGUAUUCAUCUUUACUAUCUCAAAGUUUUUCCCCUAUGUUUGUCUUUGAAUGUUAACUUUUUUAGUCUCAGCAAAUGAUAAAACCUUCCUAUUUACAAAUAUGUACUUAAAAAUCUCUCAAUGUAAAGAUUAUACUAGACUGUCUUAUAUUGAGACAUACACAAAUUGUACUUAAAUACAGCGUUAAACUGAAAUUUAAAUUAAGAGAUUUUUGAUGGAAAUUACUAAAGAUAUCAACAGUCUUGUUUCGGUCAGCAAGUCUACCUUAAAUCAUUCAAUGUUAUAAAGGUUAAACUAUUUAAUUACCUUUUGGAGGGUUUAGUAGAUCCUUCCAUAAAACAUGCAGGCUUACAUUUUUUAAAACAGUUCACAAUGUGGUGCAUCAGCUGCUGGUAACAAAAGUCUGAACCUCACAUGCAACUAUGACUUUCUAAGUAAUUUUGUCUUUUCCACAGUGUUACCAUUUUAAAUAUAGUUUCCACAUUUGCCAGUCAGCUUGACACGUAACCAAGAUAGUACAGCUUUUUUGUUUGUUUUUUAAGGUAACACAUAGAGCCUCCAGAUACCUGAAAAUUUUUUUGCUUGGUGGGUGGUCUUUUCAUGCAAAUAUGUAAGGGUGGGUUUUAUAUUUUGUAGAGGUUUUUGUCCUAUUUUAAUGCUCUUUGUAUGGCAGUAUGUAUAUAGUGUGUUCAGUUCCUUAUCAAACCCUUUCCUUAAAAACUUUGAAGUAAUUGAUUUUGUGCAACUGUGUUUUGAAUAAAGCCAUGACAGUGUUAAAUAAAUAAAAAAAAAAAAACCCUGCAGCACUCUUCUGAUGACUUUUAGUUGUAACAAAAUGUGUUUCUUCCCCAUGUGUGCUGUACAUUUUAAAUUAAAGUUUUUCAAACUGAAUUAUUUCAAAUAAAUUGAAAAUUUAUUGUUGUAUUGGA
Molecule: messenger RNA, 4315 nt
Organism: Chelonia mydas (Green sea turtle)
Lineage: Eukaryota; Metazoa; Chordata; Testudines; Cheloniidae
Gene: ANP32E
Product: acidic nuclear phosphoprotein 32 family member E
Exons: 7
Coding region: 378-1151 (257 amino acids)
Biological process (GO): regulation of apoptotic process
Cellular component (GO): nucleus
Molecular function (GO): histone binding; phosphatase inhibitor activity
Source: RefSeq, a predicted model, not a curated record